AUGAAGUCGUCCGCUGUCCUUUUGGCCGCGGGUGCCCUCUUGGUCUCGGCCAUGCCCCUCGACAAGCGAGCUCUGGACAUCCAAUGGGUCACCGACAUUGUGACUGUCACCGUCACCGUCGACCCCUCUGCGAGCGCCGCUUCUGCUACGCCGACCGCUGGUGGAGUCUUCGUCCAGAACGUUUCUGAGCAGCCAGCCGCCACUCCCUCUCCUCAGCCCGCAGCUCCGGCUCCCAAGCCCGCAGCUCCGGCUCCCAAGCCCGCAGCUCCGGCUCCCAAGCCCGUCUAUGCUCCUCCUCCUCCUCCGCCGGCCGCCCCGUCUCCCAAGCCCGCGGUGACCCAACAGUCUGUUCCCCAGGCAGCUCCUCAGCCGGCUCCUGCUUCGUCGGCACCGGCCGUGGCCCCCAAGCCCGUGAUCGUUCCCGCUGAGUCUCCCGCCCCGGCUCCCAAGCCGUCACCAUCACCGACCCCCGAGGUGGUUGUCGCCAAGCCUUCUCCCAAGCCUGCGCCUUCGCCCUCUCCUUCGCCUAAGCCCGCGCCCUCUCCUUCUCCUUCUCCUAAGCCUGCUGCUUCCUCUCCUGUCGCUUCGGCUCCCGCCUCUGGAAACGACUACAGCUCCAUCGUUGUCAACGAGCACAACAUUCACCGUGCCAACCACUCCGCUCCUGAUCUGGCUUGGGAUACUACUCUUGCCGGAUAUGCCAAGACCAUUGCCGAGGGCUGCGUUUUCGCUCACGACAUGAACCAAGGCGGUGGUGGCUACGGCCAGAACCUUGCCAGCUGGGGCUCCACUGGCGACAUCGAUGACCUCCAGCUCGAGUCUGCUCGCCGUGGUAUCACCGACCAGUGGUACAAUGAUGAGAUGGAGAACUGGACUUUCUUCGGCCUGGACAACCCUCCCUCCGGCUCCAACCUGGAUGCUUGGGGCCACUUCACCCAGCUUGUCUGGAAGUCAUCCACCAAGGUCGGAUGCUACACCGCCAAGUGCCCUGCCGGCACCGUCCUCUCUAUGCCAUCUUGGUACACUGUCUGCAACUACGGUCCCCCAGGAAACUUUGGUGGCGAGUACGCUGAGAACGUUCUCCCUGCCCUGGGCCACCCCGGUAUUACUAUCUAA
Molecule: messenger RNA, 1116 nt
Organism: Trichoderma aggressivum f. europaeum
Lineage: Eukaryota; Fungi; Ascomycota; Sordariomycetes; Hypocreales; Hypocreaceae
Exons: 3
Coding region: 1-1116 (371 amino acids)
Cellular component (GO): extracellular region
Source: RefSeq, a predicted model, not a curated record